UGCCUAUCAAGUUCUGUCCCAAAACGUAACAAAGUAAUCGUAUCAAACGACAAAUUUUUGAAAUAAAUACAUUUUUGUUAACAAAAUUAUUUACUUUUUAUAAUGAUGUGGAAAGAAAUGCUAUUACUUCUUGCAUGACAAACACUGACAACUUAUGAUGGUUAAGCAUUAUGUUCUUUCCAUAUGAUUUUAGAAACUAACUACAUAGUUCAAGAUGCAUCCCAUAUUGCUUAUGUUUCGUGUUAACGAUGGAAAGGAUCCAUACGGAAAGAGAGGUUCAGAAAUCGGAGAAUUUCAAGUGAAGGUAACCUCUGAAGCCUUAUCUCCAAAAAUGGUUGUGGAUUUUGUCGCCGGACUUUUCGGGGGUGCUGCUGGUGUUCUUGUUGGCCACCCCUUCGAUACCGUGAAAGUACACUUGCAAACCGAUAAUCCCCGUAACCCCAAAUACAAAGGCACAUUCCACUGCUUCCGGACGAUAGUGCAAAAGGAGAGCUUUCGUGGGUUGUACCGUGGAAUUACUAGUCCUAUGGGUGGAAUAGGAUUGGUCAAUGCCAUCGUCUUCGGGGUGUACGGAAAUGUUCAACGACUGUCCAGCGAUCCCAACUCGCUCCAGUCCCACUUCUACGCGGGUUCCAUAGCUGGCGUAGCGCAAAGUUUCGUUUGUGCCCCCAUGGAGUUGGCCAAAACGAGACUUCAGUUAUCCUCGCACAUCGACAGUGGGAUAAAAUUUACUGGACCUAUCCAUUGCCUUAGGCACAUAUUAAAAACCGAAGGUAUACGAGGCGCCUUUAAAGGACUAGUAGCUACCAUCCUGAGAGAUAUUCCAGGCUUUUCCGCCUACUUUGUGUCCUUCGAGUAUUUAAUGCGGCAAGUGGAAACUCCCAGCAUCCUGUACACUCUAACUGCCGGCGGAUUGGCGGGGAUGUCCUCCUGGCUGGCCUGCUACCCCAUCGACGUGGUGAAAACGCACAUGCAGGCCGAUGCGCUUGGGAGCAACGCCAAAUACAAUGGAUUUAUCGACUGUGCAAUAAAGGGAUUUAAAAACGAGGGCCCUCAGUUUUUUUUCCGCGGGCUAAACUCGACUUUGAUCAGAGCAUUCCCGAUGAACGCCGCCUGCUUCUUUGUGGUGUCCUGGAUCCUGGACUUCUGCAAUGCCAAGACUGGCGUGGAUUCCGUACUCCACUCCGACCAGCCACUAACCCUUGUCAACUUGGACAACAAGACGCAGGCGGACUUGGAGACAGCGACACCAACGGUUGAGGAAGUCGUGCGGAAAAUAAUCACGGACAAUGCCAUGUCCCAUCAGUAUGCAUCCACACCGCAGGACGUCGUUCACAACCAUUAUACAAGUGGCACAAUCAACAUUUCCAAAGAAUCGAAAACGCGUUUAGCAUCCGAUUGUAAUCUGAAAUAAAAUUCAAAUUUGUUAGUGUA
Messenger RNA from Drosophila elegans, 1434 nucleotides. RefSeq names its product mitochondrial basic amino acids transporter. Lineage: Eukaryota; Metazoa; Arthropoda; Insecta; Diptera; Drosophilidae. Gene Ontology annotation, molecular function: high-affinity L-arginine transmembrane transporter activity. The transcript is spliced from 5 exons. Gene Ontology annotation, biological process: mitochondrial L-ornithine transmembrane transport. The record is from RefSeq and is a predicted model, not a curated record. The coding region runs from base 215 to 1414 and encodes 399 amino acids. Gene Ontology annotation, cellular component: mitochondrion.